UCUCUCUCUCUCUCUCUACAAACUUUUUCUUCCAUUUUCUCUACAAAUUUUCUUUCGUAUUCUCGCUGUUUCCAGAGGCUUCCAAUCUGAAAAUAUUUUUUAGAAUAUGUUCUUCCCUGAUUUUCUUGAACUCAAAUUUUGUUUCGUUUGUUGGAAGCAAAAGCAAUUUUCUUUUUCUCGUUGAGCUCGGAAAUUCUCCCAUUUUUAGUCAGCAAUACGGAGCGUUUUCAUUUCCAGAGAAUUUGAAGCAGAAAUUGAGUUCCACCUUCCUCUGUUGGAACUCUCUCUGUGUGAAUUUGACAUUCGAUCCAAAUCACAAGGUUGAAUUUGGCAUUUUAUCCAAAGCUCGAGGCUCAAUUUGAUAUUCAGCUCGGUCGUUUUUGAAGUAACAAGGAUUACAAGCUUCGUGAGUGCUUCAUUUUGUGCUGCUAUGCAUGUUCUUCGAACCUUCUUGAGUUCAUAAGGUUCAUGAUAAUCAAAGAUUGUUGAGAUGGACAGUUCGGAGACAUAGAUUCCGCCAAUACGAAGUUUGAAAAAGAAUCUCAAUCUGUUUUCUGUGGAAAGAUAAUCAAAUUAGCUUAUUGCAUAUUGGUUGGUCGUUUAAUCUCUUAACAGAGGCGGAUACAAUGGCUGCUCAUUUGAGCUAUUUGAUGUCAAAGUUACAAACUCUAUCCACUUCAGAUCACUCCUCUGUGGUUUCCAUGAACCUAUUUGUGGCGCUCCUUUUAGCUUGUAUUGUGAUCGGACAUCUUCUCGAGGAGAAUCGAUGGGUGAAUGAGUCAAUCACUGCCCUUUUGAUUGGAGUUUGUACUGGGAUUGUUAUUCUUCUGAUCAGUAGAGGAAAAAGCUCGCAUCUUUUGGUUUUCAGUGAAGAUCUUUUCUUUAUAUAUCUUCUGCCACCAAUUAUUUUUAAUGCUGGGUUUCAGGUGAAAAAGAAGCAGUUCUUUGUAAACUUCAUCACUAUUGUAAUGUUUGGUGCUAUUGGAACAUUAAUAUCCUUCUGCAUCAUAUCAUUAGGUGCUACACAAAUAUUUAAGAAACUGGACAUUGGUUCGCUGGAUAUAGGGGAUUAUCUUGCAAUUGGUGCAAUAUUUGCUGCAACGGAUUCUGUAUGCACGUUGCAGGUGCUCAAUCAGGAUGAGACACCUUUACUCUACAGUCUUGUAUUUGGGGAGGGUGUUGUUAACGAUGCUACAUCUGUGGUGCUUUUCAAUGCUAUCCAGAGCUUUGAUCUCACUCACAUUGAUUCCAGAAUUGCUUUGCAUUUUAUGGGCAACUUCUUAUAUUUGUUUUUCACAAGCACCAUGCUAGGAGUGUUUGCAGGGCUGCUCAGUGCUUACAUUAUCAAAAAGCUUUAUUUUGGCAGGCACUCUACAGAUCGUGAAGUUGCUCUUAUGAUGCUCAUGGCAUACCUGUCAUAUAUACUGGCUGAAUUAUUCUAUUUGAGUGGCAUUCUCACUGUAUUCUUUUGUGGGAUUGUGAUGUCCCAUUACACUUGGCAUAACGUGACUGAGAGUUCAAGAGUCACAACCAAGCAUGCGUUUGCAACCUUGUCAUUUGUUGCUGAGAUUUUUAUCUUCCUUUAUGUUGGUAUGGAUGCCUUGGACAUUGAAAAGUGGAGAUUUGUAAGUGACAGUCCUGGAACAUCAGUGGCAGUGAGUUCAAUACUGCUAGGUCUUCUUAUGCUCGGAAGAGCAGCUUUUGUUUUCCCCCUAUCAUUUUUGUCGAACUUAGCUAAGAAAAAUCCAAAUGAGAAAAUUAGCCUCCGGCAGCAAGUGAUAAUAUGGUGGGCUGGUCUCAUGAGAGGUGCUGUGUCUAUAGCACUUGCUUAUAAUCAGUUUACAAGGUCAGGCCACACACAAUUGCGACCGAAUGCAAUCUUGAUCACUAGCACGAUAACUGUUGUUCUCGUCAGCACAGUGGUGUUUGGUUUGAUGACAAAGCCUCUUAUACGGUUCUUGGUGCCUCAUUCAAAACAAACAACCAGCAUGGUGUUGUCAGAACCAACCACUCCAAAAUCAAUCAUUGUUCCACUUCUUGGGCAGGAUUCUGAAGGUGAUCUGGGUAGCCAAGAGGUUCGGCGGCCGGCCAGCAUACGUGAUCUUCUGACAACUCCAACACACACUGUCCAUCGCUAUUGGCGUAAGUUUGAUAACGCCUUCAUGCGUCCAGUGUUUGGCGGCCGGGGUUUUGUUCCCUUUGUCCCCGGCUCGCCAACUGAACGGAACAACACUCAGUGGCAAUGAGAAGAUGUAUAGUGGAGCAAUAAGUGAAAUAAAUUGUAAGUUGUGUAUAUCCUGAUAAAGGCCAACUGAUGCAUGACUUCAAAUCAGCAUGUGAUUAUUUAUUUAUUUAUUUUUGAGGUUUUAGCUUAUGAAAGGUAGUGUACCGUAUGUUGUGACGAUCUCGUUCUAUAAUGUAAGUUUUGUAUAGAUUCUUUUAUUUGCUUCAAUCAUCAGAUCGGAUGGGGGUUGGUUGCCUCUUGUGUUGAAUCUGAUAGAUCAAUGCAAUGUUAAUGUAAUAUAAUGUUGACAUUAAUAAAACCCCGCACACACA
Prunus dulcis (almond) is the source of this 2556-nucleotide messenger RNA. Its product is annotated as sodium/hydrogen exchanger 2. The record is from RefSeq and is a predicted model, not a curated record. Gene Ontology annotation, biological process: regulation of pH; sodium ion transport; proton transmembrane transport. The transcript has 15 exons. Bases 627 to 2246 code for a protein of 539 amino acids. Lineage: Eukaryota; Viridiplantae; Streptophyta; Magnoliopsida; Rosales; Rosaceae. Gene Ontology annotation, cellular component: membrane. Gene Ontology annotation, molecular function: sodium:proton antiporter activity.